UUGUUUCCCCUCUAUAUUUGUAACCAAAGGAAUCAUGUCAAAAGCUAUACUAUCUACCAGCAGAAACAUUCUCUCCUCGAUCUCGAGGACUAAUGCGAAUAAUGCGAAUAAUGCUAAAGCUUUCGGGGUUCAAUGCCAACGAUUAUCCACGAUUUGCGCCGCAAGGCUUCCGAGGACUGUACAGAAUAAAGCUUGUUUACACGGGUUGAAUGUGUCCGGAAAUGCUGGAUUGAGAGAUUUAGGGUUGAAGAAUGAGGGGAUUGUUGGAAGAAGGGGCUAUAAAACUGUGCAGGAACAGAGAUCGAGAUAUAGAUCUGGGGUAUGGAUUUAUUUUUCCUUUCUCUUUCCUGCGUGCCUUUUCUGUGCAUCUGGACAUAAAUUUCUAUGAAGGACCUGGCAUUGAAAAGAAUAAAAGCUAACGCGCUAUCUCUGGAACAGCCUUUUUCAUGGACAGCAGGAGUACUUUUCUCGGGCGGGUGCGGGACUAAUAUUCUAUUUCCGAUAUGAAAAAGCGAGGAUGGAGAGGAAGAGAGUAGCGGAGGCUGCAAAGGGUGUAGGAAGACCAAAGGUUGGCGGACCUUUUGAAUUGGUGGAUCAUAAGGGAGGGAAGUUUAGUAGUGAAGAUAUGAAGGGCAAAUAUAGUUUGGUACGUUCUAUCUCUCGUUCUAUUUCUCCUAUGGGGAGCACACUGAGGGCAGAAGAACCCUUGGAAAAUAGAGAAUUUUGCUGAUAUACUGUAUUGAUAUAGGUCUACUUCGGCUUCACCCACUGUCCAGACAUCUGUCCUGAAGAACUCGACAAAAUGGCCCAAAUGAUCGAUUUAAUCAAUAACUCUCCCACACGCACCUCCUCAACCCCUUUACUCCUCCCAAUCUUCAUCACAUGCGACCCUGCCCGUGAUACUCCUGCUGUGCUCGCCACUUACUUAGCAGAAUUUCAUCCUAGUAUUAUUGGAUUGACUGGAACGUGGGAACAAAUCAAGGAUAUCUGUAAGAAGUAUCGGGUUUAUUUUUCGACGCCAGAAGGUGUUCAGAAGGGAGAGGAUUAUUUGGUCGAUCAUAGUAUUUAUUUUUACUUGAUGGAUCCAGAGGGCGAUUUUGUGGAAGCGAUUGGAAGACAGCAUAGUCCGGAACAGGCGGCGGGAAUUAUCGGGGAACAUAUUGGGGAUUGGAAGAGGUGAGGAUGAUUGAAAGAUGCACCAAAGUGCUGUGUAUAUAAAGGAAUGUGCGAGUAGACACAGAUGGGGAAGCAGAUAAUAGGUGGGUAUUCAAUGCCGUGUACAUGAAUUCUACUAGUGUAGGGAAUAUGAAAAGCGCAGCUCUAA
Molecule: messenger RNA, 1324 nt
Organism: Sclerotinia trifoliorum
Lineage: Eukaryota; Fungi; Ascomycota; Leotiomycetes; Helotiales; Sclerotiniaceae
Source: the annotation of a GenBank genome assembly